GGGCCUGCGGGCGGCAGGGGCGAAGGCGGCGGCGGCGGCGGCGGCGGGCUGGACCCCCAGUGUGGAGCGACAUCAAGGAUUGUUGGGAAAUACUGAGAGAAAAGUGCCUCCGCAGGGGCGGAGAUCAGUGACUGCCCUGUUGCGAUGACCGAUACAUUUUGUCUAAUGCAAUGGCGCGGACCAAAAUGAGAAAUUUCUGUCGCUGAUUGCAAAAUAAAAAAGAGGCAGGCAGCAGACCGAGGGCUGCGGGGCGAAAGAUGGACCCCUGUGAGGAUCUAGAAAUGUCCAGCGGUGAGGCUCGGGACUCUAGGGGGAACGGGCUUAACGAACUCGGAGGACCACCGGCCGGCGGGUCGGCGGCCCUGGGGGAAGAGUCGGCCGGGACGUGGAGCCAGAAAUACCGAUUGCAGAGCAAAUACGAGGAGAGCAGCAACAGUGAACAGCAAGAUCGAAACAGAGUUUCUGAAGAACUGAUAAUGGUUGUGCAAGAAAUGAAAAAAUACUUCCCCUCGGAGAGACAGAAUAAACCAAGCACUCUAGAUGCCCUCAACUACGCACUUCGCUGUGUGCACAGUGUACAAGCCAACAGUGAGUUUUUCCAGAUUCUCAGUCAGAAUGGAGCAUGUCGAGCAGAUGUGACCAUGUGCAGUCUCGAGGAGCUGGCCACGAUUGCUUCAGAACACACUUCCAAAAACACGGAUACCUUUGUGGCAGUUUUUUCAUUUCUGUCUGGAAGGUUAGUGCACAUUUCUGAACAGGCUACUUCGAUCCUGAAUUGUAAGAAAGAUUUCUUGGAGUCCUCUCAUUUUGUUGAACUGCUUGCCCCUCAAGAUGUGAGGGUGUUCUACACACACACUGCCCAUGCUCAGCUUCCCUUCUGGAACAACUGGACCCAAAGAGCAGCGUCGCAGUAUGAUUACGCCCCAGUGAAGUCCUUUUUCUGCAGGAUCCGUGGAGGUGAGGACAGAGAGCAAGAGAAACCUUACCACCCAUUCCAGGUCAUCCCCUAUUGGAUUCACGUCCAUAGCUCUACCCAGCAGGAAUCUGAGCCUUGCUGUCUCACCCUGGUUGAGAAGAUUCACUCUGGUUAUGAAGCUCCUCGCAUCCCAGUGGAUAAAAGAAUUUUUACCACAACACACACCCCAGGGUGUGUUUUUCUUGAAGUAGAUGAAAGAGCAGUGCCUUUGCUGGGUUACCUACCUCAGGAUCUGAUUGGAACAUCUAUCUUAAUGUAUCUGCACCCAGAGGAUCGUUGUCUGAUGGUCACCAUACACGAAAAAGUUUUGAAGUAUGCAGGCCAUCCUCCCUUUGAACAUUUACCCAUUAGAUUUUGUACUCAAAAUGGAGAUUACAUCAUACUGGAUUCCAGUUGGUCCAGUUUUGUGAACCCAUGGAGCCGAAAGGUUUCCUUCAUCAUCGGUCGGCAUAAAGUUCGAACGAGUCCACUGAAUGAGGAUGUUUUUGCUACCCGAAUAAAAAAGAUGAACAAUAAUGACAAAGAUAUAACAGAAUUACAAGAACAAAUUCACAAACUUCUCUUACAGCCAGUUCACAUGAGCACUUCCAGUGGCUACGGAAGCCUGGGAAGCAGCGGGUCUCAGGAGCAUCACAUCAGCGUGGCAUCCUCUAGUGAGUGCAGUGGGCACUGUGUGGAAGAGACGCAGAAGGAACCGAUGACUUUGCAGCAGGUCUAUGCCAGUGUAAACAAAAUAAAAAAUGUAGGUCAGCAGCUCUACAUUGAGUCAAUGACCAAAUCGCCAAAGAAGCCAGUGAUGGGGACGCACAGAGGACAGCUUGGCGAUGAGCAGAGGACCUUUUCUUCCUUCCAGACAUUGAAAAACAAUAACAUGUACACUGAGUCUUAUGAGGAUUUGAGAAAAGAGCAGCAUAGUCCAUCCUAUCAGCAAAUAAACUGUAUUGAUAGUGUUAUCAGAUACCUGAAGAGCUACAACAUUCCAGCUUUGAAAAGAAAGUGUAUAUCCUGCACCAAUACAACUUCAUCCUCAGAAGAAGACAGACCAAACCUCAAGGCAGAAGAUGUUCACACGUUGCAAGCUGUUGCUCAGAUCCCAGCCAUACCUAAACCAGAAAUGCUGCCCGACAGACAGUCCGCGGACGCUGAAGGAGGAGCUCCGCGGACCCUGUCCACGGUGGCCCUGAGCCCGGGGUCUGGCAUGAGCCAGCGCAGUUACAGCAGCACCACUGUUCACGCCCCACCACCGGAGUCAGCAGAACUGACUCCAGCAGAGGAUGGUACCCCAGGAUGUGAGCCUGGGAACCUAAGCACAUCCCCGGCCUCGCCGACGUCGGAGGCAUUUAGACACAUAGGGCUCACAAAGGCUGUUCUGUCAGCCCACACGCAGAAGGAAGAACAAAAUUACGUUGAUAAAUUCCGGGAAAGGAUCCUGUCUUCACCCUACAGCUCCUACCUACAGCAAGAAAGCAGAAGCAAAGCAAAGUACUCAUAUAUUCAAGGAGAUUGUACGUCCAAGCAGACCAGAUCUGCUGGCGGCAGGAAGGGGAAGCCCAAGCGUAAGAAGCUGCCUCUGCCACCAGACAGUGGCAGCUCCAAGGACAGCUUCUGUCACUGCCUCAGAGGGGAGGCCCAGGCCGGGCGGCCCGGGGGCCCUUCCCCACCCCGUGCUCCCCGUGGCUCUGGCCUGCCGGGCCCGGCUGCCGUGAUGGUUCCCAGCCAGACCCCUUAUCUCGUGCCAACCUUUUCCCUCCCUGCCGCGGCCUCCCUGGGAGGGGAGCAUGGAGCCUCAGGGGCUGCGCUCAAGUGUCUGCUGAAGCCACCUUUGUCCAGUGGCUGGCAAUCUUUUCCAGCUCUCCCUGCCCCUUACUUGGAUACUUUUAUGGCCAUUUUCCUGCAUGACCCACCUAUCUAUCCUCUGUUUUUACCAUCAUUCUCUCCGUAUCCACUCUUGGGAGCCGCACGCUCUUCUGAAAUACCACCCUCAGUAUCAGCAAUGCCUCUAGACCUGGAACCACCCCCUUCAGUUAUCAGCCAAAGGAGAGCUGAGGACAAAUGGGGGGCACAGGGUCAAGAGCAUCCCUUGAUCCCCUCGGGGACCAGCUCCCCACUGCAGCUCAACUUACUGCAGGAAGACAUGCUCAGAUCCUGUGCAUCUUCAGAGCAGCAGGGUGUUACAGGCCGCCUGGAGACUGGGAGCAGGCCCCGUGCUGCCAGUGGGCUGCCCGCGGCAGUGCUUCAGGCGCCCCCAUGUGCUGGCGCUGCAGCUUCAGGAAGCAAUGACAGCAGUACGUACUUUGCUAGGAGUCAUUCUUCUUCUGAAAUCACCCAACGUGGGCAGCAGCCUCUGGAUGUGCAGAAACAAGGAACAUUUCCCAGUUUAGCUGAAGAGUCCCUCUGGGGAAUGAUAAAGCAGACGCCCGAGUGCGUUCUGAUGACCUACCAGGUGCCUGAGAGGGCUGUGUCACCUGUGAAAACAGAGAUCCAGUUGGUGGCAGUGCAGAGUCCUGUGGACGGGAUCCAGCGGGAAGCAGUGGCUGAGGGAGCGCGAAGUCACCCGCACACCCGCCAAGGCCUGCUGGGCAGCUGGACCUCGUCGCCUAUCUCUUCAGACCCAACCCUAAGUGACUGUGAAGUCAUCACUGAAUGUUAAGGUUUUUUCCCUUGACUUUUAAUAGACAUCAUUUUUCUGAAGCAGACAUUGUAAGUAGCAUCUUUUACCCUGUUCCUGAUGGGUUAAAGCUGUCAGUUGGGCUCUUUUUCUAGGUUAGCUGUCUUCUGAAGAUAUUGGAUGACCUCUAAAGAGGCGCGUGUAUACAGCGGAACUCACUUCAGGUGUCCUCUAAAAUAAAUUAUAACUGCAAGUCUAGAAAGCCAGAGAGAGCCCCAAACCGCAGCUUCAUUAAUAUUGUUUUUAUUGUUACAUAAACCAUUUUCUCUGUUGGAACAGGCUGCAUGCUGCUCACAAAGGCUUCCAUAAAUUGAGUGCAUCCAUCUAGUCUGCACAGCUGAUGCUUCCCCUCCGUAAUUCAGUUCAGACAUUCCAGGUUUCUCAUAAUACAACACAAGUCACUUUAGUGUUUACCAAUAUUAAAAUAUAUUGCCCAUUGGCAUACUAGAAAUACCUAGUUUUUAAGGUUUUAUUUUGACCUUCAUUCCUGUAGAUGCCUUUUCUUUUGAUUUUCCACCUUCCACUGAAAUUCUGAAAGUCUUCAAAAUCCAAUCCGCUUACAAAGCUUAUUCCUUGAAGAGUUUAAAUUAGCUUUUGUAGAUGUAAUGUUAGAAUAAAAAAGCUUCUGACUCAUCCAGUGGGGUAUGUAAUGUUUUUGUUUUUAAAAUAACAAUUGUAAAAUGUUUCAAAAGUUAUGUGAAAAUUAAUAUUGUUCUUAUAUGUAUAUGUAUUUAAAUUUUGUCUUACCAAAACCAACAGUUAACUCUUUCCAACCAUUUUACACAAAAGAGGCCUCUCCAUCCCUGUCAGAGGUGUGACUGGCCCUGCCUUUUGUCGCCCUACGGAAGGGGAAUGUCCCGAAGGGGCUGGGUCUGCAGGGGCUCUGUCGGCUAAGCCAAGGGAGACGCAGUAUCUGCCCUGAACCACUUGUGUCUUUUAAUAAUUGAGUGGGUUGUUUACUUGGUAACUCAGCUUCGUCUCUUCAAGGGGUCAGCGAUUUCUUCUCAAACGUGGAAUGACAUAUGCAGUUCACACUCCACAGGUGUCAAAAAGGAAGGGAAGAAGAUGAAGGUUGCAGUAACCUUUCAUCUUUUAUACGACAUCAACAAACCAACUUAUUUUUCUUUUUUGUGAGUGUGUUCUUUUUUGUUUUUGUUUGUUUUAAGAAAAUAUUUCUUCCCUCCUUUUAAGUUUACACCUUUCUAUAAAAUGCAUCCUCAUGAUAAUUGCGAGAAUCGACCUUUUUAUCCAUGGUGACUGCUGGACCCUGAUUCUAGAUUUCUUUGCUCUUUAAAGUAGUCAUUCCCUGGAAGGUAAUUCUCCCUUAACCAUUUCCAAAUGCUGCCUGUGACAUUUCUUGGAAUUUUCUAAUAUUAAGCAAUUCCAUGCAAAUAUUCCUAUUUUAUGAAUAGAGAAGUCUCAUAUUCUGCUCCAUCUUGAUUGUUAGAUGAUUUCAAUCCCUCAUUGUGUUGGCCAAGUUAUGUGGUAUUUUUGCCCUCGAUGAAAAAUCAAAUUUUAAAAAAUUAACCAGCCUGGAUAUUGUCUGUCAGUAAUCACUGUGACCUUCUGUAGUGAUGAAAAUUUUAAUUUGUGUAAAUCAGAACUGAAUGUAACUAUCAGAGGACGUUGUGCAUUUGUGUAGCAUAUUUCAAACCUUAUGUUCCCUGAUAAUAUAUGCCUUUGCUUUCCAUUCUUUCUAGGUAUUUGUUUUACCUAAGUCUGCUUUUUCUUUGCCUUAGGACACAUUUAAUGGGCUGUGUAUUAUAUACUAGGUUUGAUUUGAAACUGGUGCUUGUUGUAGGUCUGUAAAACCAUUUAUAAUUCUCGUAUUUUAUAAGUAGAUUCAUUGGUGUGUUUAGAGAUUGGACAGCAUUGCUCCUGCUGCUGAACGUGAGCAGGGCCUCAGCGGCGACAGCAGCCGCCCCCCAAGGGGGCUUCACCCAAUUUUAAACUUUGUUGUUCAAGUUUAUUAACCUUUUGUAUUAAUGACUAUAGAAUUGCUAAUAAAGAUGUAUAUUAUAGGCUUCAAUGUUUACAUAAAUGUUACCCAAAAGGCUGUAUUUUAAGAGGUCAGGAUUUAUGAACAACAGAAUUCUGCAUGAAUGGAGUUGCUUCUCAGUAAGUGAAACAUCAUUGUAAUUCACAAGGCAAAUUUAAUCCAAAUUGAAAUUUUGUUUCAACCAAAUUUAUAAUUAACUGUGUGGAUUUACUUGUUUUUAAUGGUUAAUAGUAUUUUAAUUGGGUAUCUUUUUUUAAGUAAAGUCAAUAAAUAAACUGUGUACAUGUAAAACUGGGUAAAUUUUUCUUGCAGUGUUAACAAACCUUGCCCUGAAUAUGUAUUUUAUGUCAUUUAGAAAUAUUUAUUAAGCGAUAUUGACUGGUACUCAGAUUAACGCUGGUUUUCCCAGCAGUACUUUGUGUAAACAUUGCCAGGGGCAUCCAAGCUCCUUACUGUGUGGAAGAUACAGGCAUUUUCAAGUUCAUUAUCUUACUGAAUCCUCACUUCAGCACUGUGAAGAAUUUACAGGGUCCUGAACAUAUAUAUGUCUUUUUAAUACUAAUUUUAAUGCCUAAUUUAUAAAAUUCAGCUAUCAAAAUUACUUUUCAGAUUCUGUAGAGAAACCUACAGUUCCUCAGAAAGUCUGAGUAACUGGCAGCAACAAAUCUCAAAACUAAAAUAUGGAACAAGAUCCUUAAGCCAACAGGAACUUACAGUGCUACACCUUUCACAUCAUUUGCACCUUCCUGUAACAAAUGAUCCUACCACCAAGAAGGAAAAAUACCUGAGUGCUUAUUGAGUGUGUCCUACUCUAGCAGGGGCUAUUCAGGGCUUUCCGUGAAAAAUCUCGUGUAAUGCUCACUUUCACCAGUGAAAUAACAUUGUUUUUAUCCUCAUUUUACAGAGAAGGGCACCGAGGUGGAGGGAAUCAAGUAACUUGGUCAAGGACUCACAGCUGUGCUUGGGAGCCAUGACUUGGACCCAGUAAAUCUGCCUGCAGAUCCCCAUCUGUAAGAAUAAUUGCCAGAACUGCCUGACACCGCUGGGACAAGGGAGGGAGUGUAGAGUCACACGGCAGGGGACCUCCACCUCAUGUUCUUUCAGGUAUCAUAAAGAUAGAAUGGUUUUGUGGUUCCAACGCUCUGUUAGAGAAUGACUUUUAGUCUAUUUCAACAGGGAAAGAGACCUCAGCAUUACUGCAGCUCUGCUUAACACCAGCACGCUUCUGAGAUUAUGCAUCUAUCCCAGUUUAAAAUGUCCUUCCCUGCAGAUUUGUUCUUUAUGUCUUAAAUAAGCUGAGUGAAAGGAUUAUCAGACCUGUGUGCUGUAGGAAGUUUUUAAUGUGUGUUGGCAAGGUCGGUACCAACUGUGUGGCUGUUUGGUAGCAGCUCUGACACAUCAUUCCCCCAAGUAGAGUGUGGCUGCUAGCCCCAGGUCCCCAUUAGAAGCUGAGCUCUCCCAGUCAACUGUUCUGGGCUGGAAGCUACACAGGGCUCCCAGGAGCUCACCGUUGGUAUGCUGUAUACACAUACAAGCUGCAUUUAUACAGACAUAUUAAUGGAAUAUAAGUUAGUAUGUACACACACACAUAAAGUGGUUUUUAAUUUAAAACAACAGGUUAUUUCUUCCAUUCCACAAUCUUAAAUCCCACCUCGCCCUCUUCUCUCCACAAGAAACAGAUUAGGAAGGCACUUAUCUAGGUUAAGCCAACUGAGACCCUUGAGCCCACAGGAACUGAGUCUAAACAUGUUGCAGUAUUGAGAGAGAGAAAGUUCCAAGGUUUUGAUCCUUUGGUCAACUAAGGGACAGCAGAGCUGAGCACGUGAAUUUCCCGAUCAGGAACAGAAUUCAGACUGUUCCCCAUCUGCAUCCUUAGGAAACCUUCCCUCUAGAGAUAUUUCCACACUAAGAUACUGGACUUUUUAAAGUAAUAACUUAUGUUGUCAUUUUUAAGGAUUGAGAGAACAUUAUUAUAGCUAAGAUAGUUUAUUUAAAUGAUUUGCAACUUAACUUUUAACUAAAUUUUACUUUCUUGACUGUAUCUUAGUAUUUGCAUCUGUUCAUUUAGUGGCUUUAAAUUUUCAGAGAAUUUAUCUUUAUGGAUAAAUUGAUGGAAACAAAAAUUUAAGAAAAUCAGGGCAUGUUUAGAAGUAAAAUAACCACUCGUGAUAUUUACAAAACAGAGAGGGUUUAUUUUUUCCAAAUAAUAAUGAACAGGGUAUAUAGUUUGCCUAGUUUUUCUUCUAUACUGUGUUCAAAUCAAGCAUUUUUAUUUUUAAUUUUCUAAGAUGGUUGUUUGAGUUGACAAGUAGAUGUACAUUUUCCUUCAGACACAAUAUUUCCAGAAGCAUUCAGAGGAAGGUCCACGUUUCUGAGAUUGUUUCCUGAUUGUGGCCAAAAGAUGACCCAGUGAAAUGUUAGGAGCUUCUUGAGAAAAAGCCUGAAACUAAAACAAUACAAACAAAAAUAUAGGUUAUCCAUGAAUUAAGACUCCUACGCAAAAAAGGACCUCUAGCAAGCAUACAGGGCCUUAAGGCAAUGUGUGCCAUCUCCAGGGUCGAGUGUUUACAGAGUAUAUUUUUACAAGGAUGCUAAUGGGUGCUACAUGUCCUUGGUCAAAAUGUUUAGGGAAUGCUUCAAGUUAACUAAGUUUAUCUCGUGAAUUCCUGGAGGCUUUAAUGUGCUGAUACACGCAAGGACUCGCCCAGACAGGAGGGGCUGGAACACACCAUGCACUUUGGGUCAUAGGACACAUAUGCCCAGGGGACCCUUUAGGAACACUUAAGUGUUUGGGUUGUUGAUAAUGAUCAAAUACAGAUUUUUCUUCCAGCAUUUAUGGUCCUCCAUUAAUUGCACGCUGUCUCUGGCCAUCUGAUGGCGUUCCUCUUUCCUUCAUGGUCUUUCCACUAAAACCCACACAGUCUGCUGCAUAUUCUGCUGUGCUGCACGUCUUCCAUCUCUUCCUCCACUUAGGUGCUGUACUGCGGUGCUUUUCAAACUGAACGUGAUCACCUGGGGGUCUCAGGACACAGGUUGUGCUCCCAUAGGUGCUGGGGUGGAGGAUGGGAUAGUCUGCAUUUCUCACAAGCUUCCCAGUGAGGCCAGUGCUGCUGGUCUGUGGGCCACAUGAGCGAUGACAAAUGAGCCAGCACGGUGGGUGACAGACUUGACAGCAGUGAUCUUAUCUUUUUUGUUCUCUUAAACUUGUUAUAAACUUUAUCCAAACAGGAACCGGGUAAGUUCUUGUGUUCAUAUUUUAUAUGAAUCAAAAUUUGGAAAAAUGAAUGCUUUUAAAUCACACUGGCAAAAUAUUUUCAAGUGUAAUUCUAACCAAGAACACUUGUCUAGCUCAUGGAUUCCGGACGCUCUAAAAUCAAGGUAUAGGCUGCACACACACCUUUCGUACCUAACUCAUAACUAGAAUUGCUUACCUUUCUCAUACUUCCCCUUGGGUUAAAAAUGUUGGUCCUGAGAUCUGGAAAACAAUAUUUUGAAACCAUUCAUCACUAGCUCUACUCUAUUUUAUGUUUGUUCUAUUUAAAACACACAAAAUAAAAUAUUACUAAAUCA
This is a messenger RNA of Manis javanica (Malayan pangolin), 9213 nucleotides long. It is a transcript of the gene PER3, whose product is annotated as period circadian regulator 3. Gene Ontology annotation, biological process: circadian regulation of gene expression; negative regulation of transcription by RNA polymerase II; entrainment of circadian clock by photoperiod. Lineage: Eukaryota; Metazoa; Chordata; Mammalia; Pholidota; Manidae. Gene Ontology annotation, cellular component: nucleus; cytoplasm. Gene Ontology annotation, molecular function: transcription cis-regulatory region binding; transcription corepressor binding. The record is from RefSeq and is a predicted model, not a curated record.